CAAAUCAGUUCAGUUCAGUUCACUUUUAUAUUGUGAAUAGACCCUCAAAGUAUAACACCACGAAGGGAGUAUCUAUCUAAACAAGUAAAUAGUCAAAACUUAUUUUUUUUUUCUCAUUUAACCUAAAAAUAAAAAUAAAUAAAUAAAUAAAUAAAUAAAAAACCGUUUGCUUUCCAACAUUGGUUACGUAACAUUUAUGGAUAAGAGCUCCGAUUUUAAUAAUCCGUACAAUUUAUUUCCUCCGUUUAUAUCACUUGCAAAGUUGCAAAUUCUGUUUAAUUUGAUUAUUUUUACGGUUUUACCCAAAAAGGAAAAAAAAAACAUUCUUGAUUUAAUUAGGGUUUUAUUUCCAUCUAGAUUUUGAUUGGGAAGGUCAGCAUUAACCUGAAGCAAAUGGAGAAUCCAGAGAAAUGCAGCAGGAGGAGCUGGGAAGAAAAUACUUAUUGGAAACAUUUUCACUCUGUUCACUUCUUUCAAAUUCUUCCUUCUAAUUUUCAACAACACCUUAAACUUCCUGAGAAAUUUACUUCAAAUGAGAUUGCAAAGUUACCAGAGAAUGUAAUUGUGAAAGGUCCAAAUGGAAUUAUAUGGCAUGUCAACUUACAGAGUAAUGACAGCAAUCAUGUAAUGUUAACUGGAGAUGUUUGGCAAGAGUUUGUCAAAGCAUACUCCUUGCAAAACAACGACCUUCUUACCUUCAAGUAUAACAGAACUGACAAAUCUUUCGAGGUGUUGUUCUUUGAUCAAACUAAUUCAUGUGAGCGAGAAUCUUCUUAUUUUGUGAGAAAAUGUGAACAACCUCAAUCUAAUGGUGGUUUUGAUGAACAAGCAAAGAGUGAUUCGUUUGAUAAAAUCAUUUGUUCUUCUGACAGCACCGCUCACACAGAAACAGAUCGUGAUCUUGAUGAUGAACGGGAUGAAGAUGAGGAUGAAAAUGAACCUAGCAGGAAAUCAAAUAAACACAAAUCUACUUCAAAACAGCCAAAUUCUUUGAAAAAAAAUCAAAGUACUCCAAAAGAAGCCUUAUCUAAUCAUUCGAGGAAAAGGAAGUUUACUAGAUUCGAUAAAGGUGAAAGAGAUAAACGAAAGGCAUUCAUCAUUGAAGAUGAUUCCAUUUCAAAGAAGAACAAUUCUUUGAAAGUGAAUGGCAGUAAUUUAAAUAAGACUCGCUCUCAUUCCGCUGCUCGUGUUAGCAAUAGAAAUGAUGUUCCAAUCUAUGUACGCAUGAGUAGGAAGAGCUCCACUGUUGUUGCUGCUGCUGCAAGCUAUAUAUCAAACAGAAGGCCUGUAACAGACGAAGAAAAAGAAAAGGCUUACGUGUUGGCAACAAAAUAUGCCACCGAUGAAAGCUUCAUAGUGGUCAUGAAACCUUCACAAGUCUAUAACAAUUUUGCUUUGGUAAUUCCUCAAAGCUGGAAUUAUAAAGGUUUUUCACGCGAUAAAAGACAGGAGGUGAUUCUUAGAACUAAUGACAACACAUGGGAGGUUAGCUUUUGUAUUAUAAAUCGCAGAGGACAUGGAGCAUUUAGAGGUGGAUGGAAAAAAUUUGCACUCGACAAUUUCUUGGAGGAGUCCGACUCGUGUUUGUUCGUGCCUGGUGGCCAAGAGAACAAGCGUUUUGUUCUGGAUGUUAGCAUUUUCAGAGUUGUUCCUGAAGUUACUCCUCUUAGCCCUGUACAUUAGAAGAUUUUAUACUGUCUUUGAGCAUGUUUUGAAUAAAUGCAUAGGCACAUUUGUGUAUUGGUGUAUUGUUGCUUGCAUUUUCUUUGAUUAGCUUUUCAAUUAUUGUGAAAAUUCAACCAUCUGUCAGCUUAUGUAACCUAAUAUUCUAAUGAGGUGACAAAUUAAACAAAUUGUUUGGAUCAAGUUUGGCUUGGAUAUGAUCAUUUUAUUUUGAGGAUAAUUUGAGCUGUCUGAUUUGGUUUUACAUUUAAA
Molecule: messenger RNA, 1935 nt
Organism: Chenopodium quinoa (quinoa)
Lineage: Eukaryota; Viridiplantae; Streptophyta; Magnoliopsida; Caryophyllales; Amaranthaceae
Product: B3 domain-containing protein REM16-like
Exons: 6
Coding region: 394-1683 (429 amino acids)
Molecular function (GO): DNA binding
Source: RefSeq, a predicted model, not a curated record